Pseudophryne corroboree (corroboree frog) is the source of this 1367-nucleotide messenger RNA. It is a transcript of the gene FKBPL, whose product is annotated as FKBP prolyl isomerase like. The record is from RefSeq and is a predicted model, not a curated record. Gene Ontology annotation, molecular function: protein binding. The transcript is spliced from 2 exons. The coding region runs from base 231 to 1043 and encodes 270 amino acids. NCBI's taxonomy places the organism in Eukaryota, Metazoa, Chordata, Amphibia, Anura, Myobatrachidae.
AACUACAAGUCCCGGCAUACCAUAGUAGGCUCUGUAGCUUGGCUGUAUUGAGGCAGUGCUGGCUGUUUCCAGCAUUGCUAAGUGUCCCUGGGAAAUAGACAGAGAUAAUGUUGCCAGUUCUUGUAGGGAUAUGUUACUGACACAUUCUGUAUCCUGCAGAUCACCAUGCACCCUGACCACUGCUAGGAAAAGAGACACUGGCUUGUCCUCAUCUGAAAUCCUGAGCGUCAAUGGAGGGUCCUCGGACCUCAGCAGGCAGUAGAUCAUGGCAGUGCCCCGAUGGGAGUUUCACAAAGACCAUUCUAGAGCCAGGGUCUGGGGUGGACAAACCCAAAGAGUGUGCUAGGUGCAUGAUCUUUUUGGAACCUCUUAGUGACCCUCCAGCUCAGUCAUGCUCCUCAGCAGACGUAGGAUAUCCAGCAGGCACGUGGUUUGAAGUAGAGCUGGGGGAAGGUGACACUGGUCGGGACCGCCUAGUUGACCAAUGUCUAGAAAACAUGCUUUCUGGAGAAGUCUGCCGAGUGGACAGUGCAGCCGGGUUUCAGUUCCUCUUGCGCUUGGCAAGUUUUGAAAAUGGUAAAGAAUCUUGGGAAGUAGAUACCAGUGAGAAGAUCAGGAGGGCUAUGAGAGACCGGGAAAAAGGUGGGAAAGCGUUCAGGGAUGGAAACAUCGAAGGGGCAGAAAGACGAUACGCCAGAGCACUCAGACUUCUGGUUUGUACCCCCAGGGAAGCCGAAGAAGAGAAAGUGACCCUUCUAUCCAACCUGGCUGCUUGUGACCUCAAGAGAGGGCGGUUACGCGAAGCGGAGGAGAGGUGCACGCGAGUCCUGGACAAGGAGCCAGCCCACCUGAAAGCUCUGUACCGGAGGGGGGUGGCCCGAGCUGGCAUGUCAGAUUGGAAGGGUGCCAGGGGAGAUUUUGAGAACUUGUUGAAACUGGAUCCGGGUAACAAGGACGCAAGAAGGGAAAUUGCGAGAGUGCGUGAAAAGGAGAAGACCGAGCAGGCGCAGAUCAGCAAGGCUUUGGGGAAAAUGUUCCUGUAAAGUGUGCUUGUUGUUGUUUAAGUAGAAGCAGCCAUUUGGUGGACGGAACAAGUGUUUUGAAUACACUUGGAGAUGGCAACAUGGCUGACACAUGACGAGGCUAGUUCCUUGUAAAUUGCUUGGCUGCUUUGGCUCAGUCAGCAAAAUGCCCCCCCCUCUGUAAUUGGGUGACCGUGUGCGCUCCGGUUACUACUCUGGGUCUUGUCAGAGAAUAUGACUCUUGGUAUAUUUACCUCAGGGAUGAGAGAGAUAGACUGGUAUGCUGAGUGCUACACGGGAUGCUUGCUAAAUAUUAUGUGCUAAUAAACAGUAUUAUUUAUGUCA